GUGAAGACUCAGUCUGACACAGAGGAGUUUCAUAUGAACUUUGUGCAGAAGAUCAGAGAAACACUCCACCAGCACAUCAACACAGAUGAACACACACAGGUCACAGGCUGCAGUCCCCCCGCAAUGCAUGAUGGGAAACAGAGUCCUUCUGCUGAGCUGCUUCAGCUGCUGAAGACGACGCUCGUUACAUCUCAGCUCAGACUGGAGGAGACGGAGAAACAGGUCCAGGAUCUACUUUUAACGACAGAAAGGCUGCGGGAGGAAAACCAUACCCUGCAACAACUGAGCUCAGAUCAGAGCAGACAGAUCCAGGUGUUGGUGAAACUGGAGGAGGAGGUGACUCGCCUUCGCCAGGAGAGCUCUGAUUGGUCAACGCAGACCGUGGCUCUGCAGGCCGAGCUGCAGAGAGAGAGAGAGGAGAGGACGGAAGAGGUCCAGAAGAUGACAAACUACUUUGAGAACGAGUCAAAGGCUCGUCUGUCCUUCCUCCACUGUCUCUACCAGCGCCUCCUGGCCGGCUGCGUCCUCCUCACUCAGCCCCACAGCAUCCUGGGUAAUUUCACCUGGACGGAGCUGUGUGAUGUCAUCAGCGAGCAAGUGGACCGGCUGAGCUCGGACCUCCACAAGGCCAAUGACAAGAUCGCCCGCCUGCAGAGCGCGUGCCAGAAGAAGACCGUGUGCGUACGUGAGCUGCAGCGCCAUCAGCAGCGUGUGUUGUCUCGUCUGGAGGAGGGCGUAAGGAGGAGGGAGGAUGCCUGGAGCAACCAGCGGACGCAGCUGCAGAACGAGCUGCAGGUGAGUCGCUCUCAGUGCGACUCUCUACGUGAUCACGUCUCCUCUUUCAAGCUCCACCGCUCCUCCCUGACCUCCGACCUCGCUCGGCUCAGGGGUCUCCUCUCCCAAAGCCGCAAGGAGUCCGCCUCCCUCUUGUCGGCCUGCACCCUGCUGGCCGGGGCUUUGAAACACACCCACCACCGCCUGCGGACGCUCUGUGAGCAGAAACGCCUCCUGUGCAGACGCCUGGCAGAGAGGGAGGUGCUAGAGGAGGAGGUGAGGAGGCUGGCCAACGCUCUGGGCGACGAGGAAGACAACGAGGAGGAGAGAAGAGGGAGGAUGGCAGCGAGGAGGUGGUGGAGGAGUGUGUGGGCGGUGUUGGCAGUGAGGAGGUGGUGCACACUGGCUAAAAAGACGACAGUGUUGUUGCGGGUGGAGAGAGGAGGCGGGGCUCUGGCAGUGUGUGUCUGUGGAGAGACAACGCUAAAGGAUCAAAACAAAUCAGAUGAGGAAGAUGGUGGUAAAGGUCGUGAAGGUGUGUUUGCUCGGUGGCUUCGCUCUAAAUGCCUCUUCUCCACCAUCAUAUCCUGCAUGGCCGACCUGCAGGGGGCGCUUACACACACUGGCUCCGCCCCACCAGAGGUGAUGUCUGCAGCUCAUUCUGGUUUAUCCCGCCUCCUGGAUCACCUCCUCAAUCAGUCGGACACAGCGUCCUGCAGAUUGACGCCCCCGCAGCUGAACUUGAAGGCCCUGGUGUCCACCCUCCAGCAGCACUUCCUGCUCUUCAGCCAACGGCUGCACUCGGCCGAGGUGGAGAGGCGGAGUCUGAGGCUGGAGGCGGCCAAUCUGAAGAGAGGACGGCGACGGGAGGGAGAGGACACCUGCCAGAUG
Messenger RNA from Paralichthys olivaceus (Japanese flounder), 1665 nucleotides. NCBI's taxonomy places the organism in Eukaryota, Metazoa, Chordata, Actinopteri, Pleuronectiformes, Paralichthyidae. The record is from RefSeq and is a predicted model, not a curated record.